GAGGAGGGAGGAGGAGGUGGAGGAGGACUCACCGGUCACCAGUCCAGUCUGCAGCCGACACUCGGGCCACCUGCCCUGCACGUUUAGCGGACGAGCUCUGCUGGGAAAACGACUGGUGGAAGAGAAGAUUUCACUCGGGACAUUUUUUCUUUUCUUGACUUUAGAGACUGAACGCAGUCAGACUGAAGAUCUGCAUCGUGUUCACCAGGGAGAACAUGAUGCAGGUUUGAGGGAGGGAAAACUUUUUGCUUUCUGAGGAGCAAACUGAGCCAUAACUUCAACUCAACUCCUGGAUUACAAACACGCCAAACUUCCUCUCGGGUUCCUGAGAGACUACAGACUAACCCAUCAGUUUGUAGUCCAAAGUAUUUUAAUCUGACUGCUGGCCUGCUGGAAAGUCUCUGAAUCAUUCCUGUAGUGUGGAUUCACACUGAGUGACCGAUCAGAUUUCACAGUAAAAUUCUGUAAAAAGAUAUCACAAACCGUAGCAAACCUCCAGGCGUCCUCCCCGGGCGGAGACACACAUCCAACCGCCCGCCGUCCGGGCAUCAUGAAGCGGCCGUGUGAGGACAGCAGCUCGGCGGAAAGCGACGUGGAGGAGACCAUUGACGUGGGCCGUGAGAGCGUUUAUCCGGGGCACAUGAAGGCAUCUUAUCUAAGAUGUGGGUCACCGACCACAACCACUCAAGUGAUGGCGAGGAAGAAACGCAGAGGGAUCAUCGAGAAGCGACGCAGAGACAGAAUCAACAACAGCCUGUCCGAGUUACGGAGGCUCGUCCCCACAGCCUUCGAGAAGCAGGGUUCGGCCAAACUGGAGAAAGCCGAGAUCCUGCAGAUGACCGUGGACCAUCUGAAGGUGCUGCAGGCCACGGGAGCCAAAGGUUAUUUUGACGCCCACGCUCUGGCCCUGGACUUCCUGUCUCUGGGUUUCAGGGAGUGUGUGACGGAGGUUUCGCGGUACCUGAGCGCCGUGGAGGGCCUGGACUCCAGUGACCCGCUGCGCUCCCGCCUCCUCUCCCACCUCACCUCCUGUGUGUCUCAACGUGAGGCCACUGCCCUCACCCUGACCUCCCAUUCACCACAUCACCCGCACCAGCAGCCUCACCCUUUGCCUCACCCCUUCCACCACCAUCACUGGGCUGCCGCCGCCGCCGCCGUCGCCACCGCCGCAGCAUUUCGACCUCUGCCUGCCGCGUCGUACGGACUGAGCGGGCUUCCUGUUCCUCCAGACGCUGGAGGAGGUGGAGCCCCCCAGAGGCUGGUGGAGUUGUCAAAACACAGCGUAGCUGCCUCCUUUUCCGCCUACGCAGACUCCACCAGCUCCUCCCCUCCUUCCUCCUCCUCCUCCUCUUCGUGUUCGUCUCUCGUGGUCCCCGGCGCCCCCACUCCUCUGUCCGCCUCCCUCCACUCCCUCUCGGCGUCGUUUCCCCUCACGCUCCACGGAGGUUUCCCCAUCCCCAUGGUCCCUCCCUCCUCCUUCACCUCCUCCAGCGCCACCACCAGUCCUCCCAUCUCCUCUUCCUCGUCCUCCUCCUCCUCCUCCCAGACUCCUCACAGCAGCAGUAAGCCGUACAGGCCGUGGGGAACUGAGGUCGGAGCUUUCUGACGGUUUGACUUCACUGCACGCAAACGUCUGACAGCUUUAACAGCCUGAAAAACACUCUAACCACCAAACGACUCAGAGACCGUUUUACUGACUGGUUCUAACACUCGUCACUAUUAAAGGAACAGUCCACCCAGCAAUGAAAACUCAGCCAUCAUCUCCUCACCCUCAGGAGCUCCAGACCUUCCAUCAGCAUGGAGGUGAGGAGAUGGUGUCUGUUCAACAGUUCAUCAUGGGGUGAACUGUUCCUUUAACGUGUUAACCUCUGAGGUGUUUUGACUGUUUUCCACCUGCUGAUUUGUGAUCAGUUCUUCUAAAAAUUCUGCGAUAUGUUGACUUCCUGUUCAGACGCACUGACCCGAUUCAACAAGUUUUACAUGUUUAGUUCGACCAAAGUGCGGAAAAUCUGUGAGCUGUUUUUAAGGAUUUACUUCUUCAGCAGAAGCCAAUGAGCUUAGAGCUGAGAGCCACAGACAGGAAGUCAGAAAGCACUGAGAGCAAAUUGUUGGUUUGGAUUCUUUUUGUGGGAUUUCUCGAUGAUAACAGAAAGUAGAACUGGGUCCGAUUUUUUCUGUAAGUCAUGCAAACCAAAGAACCAAAGUCUUCCUCUGAGAUAAUUGGACACUUUGAGGGGAGGAGCCAACCUGCAGACCUGCCAACACCUGUACAGACCCAGACGUACAGCUGUAUGUCCAGACUGGUGCAAACCGGGAUGAAGACUAACACAGGGACACUGAUGGUGACUGUGAACCGACUGAAACUCCACACCAAAGCCUUUUCCACCUUUUUAAUUACCUGUGAUUAACGUGUAAAGUGCCACCAGAUGUGCUGUCUUUACAAAUAAAGAUGAAGUAACGAGAUUGCUGCUGUCCUGAGUCGUGCGGCUCUUAUUUCCCAGUAUGAAGCAGUUGAAUGGCGACAGAUUGAGCCCGAGUGUGUCUGAAAUCAUUCAGUCUUAAAAUGGAGGCAACUCCGAGUCUCCACACUGCAGUCCCAAGCUGUUAAAGUAUCCCAGAGUCAAACAGCGCACACACACGGUAAUCCACUCCUCCUCUGCCUUCAUCUUGCAGUUGAUUUACACGCUGAAAUCACUGCUGCGCCCGUUAAAUCCUCCCACAGAAGAAAACGGCGUCAUUUCCAGCUGAAUGGAGGAUUAAAGGCUGACAGGCCUGGGAACAACCCGGCAGGCCGUAAAUCCGCCCCGGUCAGCCGACGCGGUUCUCACGCCGGGACGCCGCUUUGAAGUGACCGGCAGUAAACUGGGUGACAUGAGCCCACCACAUACAACACGCA
Molecule: messenger RNA, 2896 nt
Organism: Scatophagus argus
Lineage: Eukaryota; Metazoa; Chordata; Actinopteri; Scatophagidae
Gene: hey2
Product: hes-related family bHLH transcription factor with YRPW motif 2
Exons: 5
Coding region: 551-1606 (351 amino acids)
Biological process (GO): anterior/posterior pattern specification; regulation of transcription by RNA polymerase II; regulation of neurogenesis
Cellular component (GO): nucleus
Molecular function (GO): DNA-binding transcription factor activity, RNA polymerase II-specific; protein dimerization activity; RNA polymerase II cis-regulatory region sequence-specific DNA binding
Source: RefSeq, a predicted model, not a curated record